Somion occarium is the source of this 2148-nucleotide messenger RNA. Lineage: Eukaryota; Fungi; Basidiomycota; Agaricomycetes; Polyporales; Cerrenaceae. The record is from the annotation of a GenBank genome assembly.
AACACGUUCUCCAUUGCGGCGUUGUACGAAUCCUUCUUUCUGACAGUGAAAGCUGCAAAAUUACAUGCGCAGUCUUCUCUUCUUCUAGAUGUUGCUUUCAUAAUCGUACGAAGUCUACGGAGAUGCACGGUUACCCCUCUCUAGAUUUUCGGGAUAUUGCCCUCCUGGGCUCGAAACGUGUCGGGAGCGCAAGUCUAGGAUAUCUUAGCUGAUUGCAUGGAUCUUGCUGCCUUUUACAGAGCAGUAUACCCAUGAAGACUCAUCGAUAUCUCGCAAUAUUCAAUACAUUUCCGAGGAGAGGCUCGCCGAACCUAGCACCCGAGCUGAUGGGCACCUCGGACAGAUGAUCUUAGCUGUGCUGACCUUCUGGACAUACACCAGGACCUUCCUUCAAGUUCAAGGGGCUGUCCGUUUCUUCUCUUGAUAUGGCUGCAUCGAAGUGUAUGGCGCUGUCAAGCCGGCGGAUUUCAAGCCGUUUACACGGUUCCAUAUCUAGGAGCCUUGGGCCUCGCCACCAUCCUGUCAUUCCCGCUAUCGUGCGCAGUCGCCCGGGUACUAGUAUCUCUGUACUUCAUUCAGUCAACUUGCGCGCAGAGCCUCGUGUAUAUACAAGGACGCAGUAGAACAUCUGUUUCUCGCCCACUAAGCACGAUGGCCACAACCAAACCAUCCGCCGAAGGGACCAUUGACUUCCCGUACAACGGCGAGACGUUCCAGACGUACUACAAGGUCUUUGGUGAUCUCAAUAAUCGCACUCGUAGCCCUCUCAUCGCACUUCACGGCGGACCGGGGUUGUCUCAUGACUAUCUCUUGCCCAUCUCAGAUCUUGCCACCACCGCCAACAUUCCUGUGAUCCUCUACGACCAAAUCGGCAACGCGCGCUCAACCCAUCUCAAAGACAAACCACCUACAUUCUGGACAGUCGACCUCUUCAUCGACGAACUCGUCAACUUAUUGAAUCACUUUAACAUUUCGGACUCUUUUGACCUCCUCGGACAUUCAUGGGGAGGCAUACUCGGUUCAGAAUUCGAAGUUCGCAGACAACCCGCCGGGUUGAAACACCUCAUUUUGAGCGAUUCCCUUGCCGCGUCAGCGUUGUGGAACAAAUCGAACAUGGAGUUGAUGCAGUCCAUGCCCAAAGAGGUUCAGGAAGGAUUGGGCGCCGGUAUGAAGGAUCCAGCGAAGUUCUGGGCGGCUUUGCAGGAGUUCCAUAAGGUGUAUGGAUGCACCGUGAAGCCUUUCCCGCAGGAAUACCUUGACUCCAUGUUAUGGGUAUUCGGACCUAAUGGCGACCCUACUGUUGCUGGUGCACCUAUCCUGAAAGACUGGACUAUCAUCGACCGCCUCAAUCUGGUUCGCGUACCAGCCUUCGUGAUCAACGGUCGCAAAGACAUUGCUCAAGACUUCGUCGUGAAGCCCUUCUUCGACGGUAUCAAGAAGGUCAAGUGGGUGACCUUCGAGAACUCCAGCCAUACUCCCUUCUUCGAGGAGCGUGAGAAGUACAUGAAACUCGUGGGUGACUUCUUAGCUCUUUGACUGGAUGAGGGAGUUCUGCAUUCGAAAUUGUAAUUUUGAUGUUUUCGUGGCCUCGGUACUUUCUGGUGGUGUUCCUGUGUGUAUUUUUACAAGCUCGCAUUUUCCCAGGUGGACAUUUAGCAUAUUCAGAAUUCAAGAUCAGGAAUUUCACCAUCCCCAGUUUGGUUAUGUCCUUGCUACACAUUUGCCAGUUAGUGACAUGCAUGGCGUCCCAGUACCGUACGUGUGCCGUCCCUCACCAACUUCACACAGACUUGCACGUCUUACAUGUGGAAGUGUCAACUGUUGGACGCCAAGUCUCGUCAGCAGACACCUCAACAGCCUCAUUCCUGAUCCUCACCGGGGAGUGCUGUCAAGUCUGUCAACAACGCCUUCGAUACUACUCGUGUAGGGAGCGGAUCUAUGCGACCAUUUGAUUAUCACUGUAUGAACGUUGACCGGGUUUUCUGCCUUCUUCCGUUUGUCCCCUCGGUUCCAUCUCAAGCAAAGGGUCGGGUACAAUCAAAGGUAACUUGAACAGGGUAGACGCACUCAGUACGUUAAUGGAUGAAUGUACUCCGAAGCCAAGAUAUGCUAGUAUUUGCGUGAAUUCAAGGAGGUCGUGCAGUUCGC